Molecule: messenger RNA, 2399 nt
Organism: Teleopsis dalmanni
Lineage: Eukaryota; Metazoa; Arthropoda; Insecta; Diptera; Diopsidae
Source: RefSeq, a predicted model, not a curated record
CCUCAUACAAACUUAAAGUCCAACUUCUACAUAAAUCAAAAUGGAUUCCAAGAACCAAACGUGAUUUUCACUUAAAAGGGUUUAAAAAAUACUAUCCUGCACUUAUUUCCAACCAAACAAAAGAAAAACCACAAAGUUAAAAUUUGCUGGCACUAUAUAAAAUUGUUAUAUAUAAUUUAGAUGAGAAAUAUUUGGUCCCUUAAAAACGAUUUCAACGUUUAAAUCAAAAGAGUUCCCAAAUUGAAAAACUCAACCAAAAAGGCACUUUAAGCAAACCUCCACAAAAUGCACAACUGCAAACAAAUUUGGCUAUUCGUCUUUAGCUGGUAUAUGCUAUAUCCUUUUAGCACAGACUCAACACCACUACCAGUUUCAGCUAUAAAUUCCGCAGAGCAUAGUCAUACUGCACCCUGUCCACAUGAAAGCAUAGCCGAACUCAUCAAAACAAGUCCUGUGAUAGUUAAAGCAUUGGGAGCGCGUGUAUUCACCGACGAUGACUUAAGUGUGUUGCAGAUGGUCAGGGGUGAGCAGGAUAACUGGCAAAAUGGGCAAAAUAAUUUCUUAACGUCAGCAACACUUGACUCGACAGUAAAAGUACAAUCCGCAGCGACCCCAACAACAACGAGAGCAUCAACGGCGUCAGCAGCAUUGCAUAACAAAAAUUCUGCUGGUGACAAUAGCUAUAAUAACAACAACAGCAAGAGAAACAUGCCAACAACGGAAGUAGAGUCCAUUUUAAUAACAUUAACACCGGAAACAAUAUACAAAGGGGCCUCGUUGCUUAAAAUGACACCGGGUGCGGAAAAUGCACCACGGAACAAUCUUGGUAGUAGUAGCAGUAGCAAUGGCUAUGGCAACCAAGCAGAGUCAGCAUAUCAAUAUGAGGGUCAAUUAAAUGCAACCCUUGAGCCCUUAGCCUGUUUCGAUGGAAAUGUGCUGAAAAUGUUGCCAACUGAAUUAAUUGCUUUUGGCAAAUUGAUAACUGUCCAACAGCAACAGCAACAGCUACAACAAGGACAACAAAGUCAAAGCCAAGAGCGUUCCGGACAAAAGGAUAUUUUACGCAUCAGCAUAAACGGAUUGCAUCGGUGGAGUCCACAAUUUGAAAAUCACAUCUGGAAACAUUUGGGCUGGGAUGAUUGGAGUGAUUUCACGCUUUGUAGCGUUACAUGCGGUAAAGGUGUGCAGCAGCGAUUUCGACGUUGUCUCCUGGAUAAUCCAAUGAUGAACUUAAACAUGAAUAUGAAUUUAAACGCAGUUGUUGAUGAUGAUGAUGACGACGAUGUUGUUAUUGAUGGUGAUGUUGAAGCUGAUGAAGUGGCCCGUGAUGCUUAUGCUACACAAAAUGGUAUUAUCAAUGAAAUGGAGACAGAAAUUGACUUUACGCAAAUGGAAAGUGACAAAAGUGUUGUCAAUGUGCCGACAACAAAAGAUGCACAAACUGAUAUUGAAAUUAUAGCAGCAAACGAUGCUGACAGCAGCAAUACUUUGCAGCUGCAUGGCAUGAAGGAAAUUAAAAUUGUUCCCACUAUUAAUGCAAUUGAUAACAUGAGUGAUGUCGCUUUGUUGUCACAACAGCAGACGGAUCGAAGUACAACGAAUAACAGCAACAAUAUUUCUCCAGUUGCUGUGAGUGAUGUUAAUAAUGAAGAUACUGAACAUAAUAUGCUGUAUGUUGUUGCAAAUAAGUUAAAUGAGUUUAAUGAAAACUUACAAUACGCAAAUUCAAAAACUUUGACCACAUCAGCGAAAAAUAUUAAUAAAAAAAAUCAAUUGCAAGGAAAAAAAUCUGAGAAAGACUUUCAGAAGCCAUCCAAGAAGCACCGCAGCAGAAAGUCAACAAAAACUUUCUCGACUUUAUUCUGCGAAGGUUACAAUAUCGAACAACGGAAUUGCAACACUUUUGAAUGCCGUGAUGACAUAAACGACUUAUUAAAAUUUUAUAAAAAGUUUCCAAUGUUCGAUGACAUAAGCGCUGCGACAAUGCCAUUGGCAACUGAUAUCAAUACAUCCACAACAAUUGCUGCAGCUUCAAUUGGAGCAGCUGCAAUGUCUACCGAUACAGUUGUAGCGACAGCAACAACAACCUCGAGCAUUGGCUUCGGUACUAUUAAUGCUGCUGUUAGUUUAAAUGCCAUGCCGUCAUCAACACCUUCCAAUAUGGGAUAUGUCAAGAGUUGGCACAAUGCAUUAAAUUUCACGCUCAUGACCACACUAAGGGCUAAGAACGACAGCAAGACCACAGCAACAAUUUUUUCCAUACGCAACACAACACACAAUUUAUACUUGGAGUCGUGCAAGGACGGUUUGCGUCUAUAUUUGGAACGUGAUAACACCACCGAAAUGCUACCUGUGAAAUUCAAUUUAUACGAUUAUCGCUGGCAUCAAGUAGCCAUCAG